CAUUUCAAUAAAUUUAAAAUUGAUUGCCAUAGACUGAUCAUUUCAAUAAAUUUAAAAUUGUUAGCCAUAGCUCCUUUUGGUGAAGUGAAAACUGGUUCUAGUCAACAAUGGGUCCUAUAGUUGCUUUGCUUCUGAGCGUUGUUGCUUUAAGUAAAGCGAACGCACCACAAAAUGAACUUUUUACAAUUGGAAAAGAAGUUGUAUUCAAAUAUGAAUCACAUGUUACCGUACAAACAAAUCAACCAGCAUCAUACGCUUCAUUAUAUGGACUUCAAGCUGAAAUUUAUAUUCAAAAGACUAAAGAAGACACAUUAAUGGUUCGUUUGGAUAAAAUCGUAUUUGAUCUCGAAAAUGGUCCUGUACGAGUAAAUGUUACUACCGAUGUCUACGUCCCAAUACCAACAGAAGCUGAAGCACUUUCACUACCAUUCGCGAUUAAGUACGACAGUAACAAUCUUGUAACGGCUGUGAUUGUCGAAUCAAAUGACAAAGAAUGGUCCUACAAUAUUAAAAAAUCACUUGCAUCAAUCUUCCAGUUUAACAGUGAAGUAUUAUCAACAUUUGACCGAAAACAAAGUCACAUUGAAUAUUCAAGAGAACAAACUAUUUACGGUUUAUGCAACGUUACAUACGAUGUGCUACCUCGUGAAGACCAUGUUACUGUUGUUAAAACCGUCGAUCCAAAACAGUGUGGAAAUGAUUACAAUUCAAAACUAAACACCGAUGUCUUCGACGUUGACUCCAAUAGGAUAUAUAAAAUAAACAAAAAUGAUAACAAAGGUCGCGUAGAAAUGAUUGAAGCACGAGGUGAUAUUGUCUUCGCAGAAUUUAAAGCAACCGCUGAAAUGAAAUCACUUAAAGUACAUCAACGAUUUAUGUUUGUUAAAGAAGAUGCAAUCACCAAUCCACUUGUAAUUAGCAAUCAAUUGGUAUUAAGUUCACUUAAAUAUGAAGAUUCGCUUUCAAAAUGCCACAAUGUAUCAAUAGUUGACAUCACUGGAGGACGUGCCAAAUAUAAUAAUGAUGUACCAAAAAUUUUAACUUUGCUAGAGCAACUUUUAGAUUCACUACACGAAAAUCAACUAACGUUAACAAAACCCGAUUAUAAAGUGCUCCAUCUUUUACAAAAUUUGUAUGAAAUAUUAGAAAAUUUUGAUUUGCAUACAUUGGAACGUACUUGCUCUGCGUCACAACAAAAAUCGCAAAAUGUGUUUGACUUAUUCGUUCAGCUAUUACCUAAUAUUCAAACACAUCCUUCAGCCAUGUUGCUCCUUAAUUUAAUUCGUAAAAAAAAGAUUAGUGAUUCAAUGGCUGUAAGAGCACUUCGUGAUUUUCCAGCUCGUGUGCGUUGUCCAAACGAAAACUUAUUAAAACAACUUGAAGAUAUGCUUAAACUUGAUAAAGAAGGUAGUCGUGUUCAUGUUGCUAGUGUACUUGCUUACGCUUCAUUAAUAAAGCGCACAUACUUAGGAGUUGAUGAAAAUUCAAUCGUCCUUGAAAAAUUCAUAAAAUUAUUUAUGACAAAAUUAAUAAAUUCCCGAUCUUACAAAAUUCAAGUGCUUUAUCUACAUGCUUUAGGAAAUCUUGGAAUGGAAUCGGUAAUUUAUACUUUAGCACCAAUCCUAACCGGUGAAAUGGAAGUUAGAUUCAAUUUACGUUCUUUAGCUUUAUGGGCAGUAGCUCCAUUACUUCAAAAAAAUUCCAGCUUAAUGAUUAAAUACAUUUGGCCAAUUCUUAGUGAUCGUAAAUUAGACGUUAGUUUACGAAUAGUUGCUUAUGAUAUUUAUAUACGAACCGAAAACCCAACAUUAAAUCGAUUCAUGCAGCUUUAUUGGUUAAUGCGUGACGAAACAAAUGAACACUUCUACAAUUUCCAUUACAAUACAUUGGUAACAAUUACCCAACUUCGAUACUUUCUGCAUGGUGAAAAUCAAAUUGUUGAAAUCGCUCGUGCUAUGUUACGAAUGAGUCGUCGCCCAUUUAUUAAAUAUGAAAAUGUAGGUAUUUUUGUGCAUGACUUCAUUGAUAAAAAAUCUGGGCUUGGUGCAAAAGUUGAUAAUUUAUAUUCCUUUGAACAUCACGUCGAUAUUCGUACAAGAAUAAUGUCACGUGCUUCUGGUUAUGAUACAGAAAUAUUUUCCUUACAUUUUGCUAUACCAGACGAUAAUGAAUCUAAACUUUUUAAUUCCAAACGAUACGCAGCAGAUUAUCAUGAACUCAUUGUUAGGCGGGAAGGUAGAGUUUUCAUGAUUUACGUCGGGGAUUCACUGAAUGCGUUCUCCGAUACUACUUUAGAUUUGGGAGUUAACACUGGAACUAACAAACAUAGUAAAAUUCUUGAAAUUCCUUACUUAUAUGAACGAAUUAUGCCAACCGAUUUUGGAGUACCGGUUCGAAUGUCUGAAUUACUGGCACAUAUCCUAACUAUUUAUUUUAAAGGUGAUAACAGUGAAAAGAAAAUAGAUUUUGAAAUAAAGUCUUUGACUUUUCAUAAUCUAAGAUUCAAUAUUUAUAAUCCAAUCAACGAUUUAUGGCAUGGAAUUGAACAAAAUAAACAUAUUUUUGUCCAGUUUGGAAUCAGUAUUUCAAAUGGAAAAAACGACAGCGAUGUAGGCAAAGAAGUAAUUCUUAAAAUUAAUAAAUUAAGUAAUGGUGCUGUUAAUGGAUUACAAGUACACACCGAAAAUGUUGCUUUUAUCAGAGGAGAAAAUGCACAAGAAUUACUUAUACAAUCCCAUAAAGAUAGCUUAGUUCGUAGAUCGGUUAUUCGUGGAGAAGACUAUACUACUAGUACUGUGGUUUAUAAUACAGAAAGCAAUACACUUGGGCAUCAUGUUGAAGUAAAAGUAUUCGACUGCGAUCGUGAUGUAUCUCGCGGGGGCUUAAUUACACGUCUACAAGGAACCAAAAGUAAUAGUUAUGGUUAUCUCACUUUUGAAUUUUUACGUUUAUACUUAACAACAUUAUUCCCAAAUGGUUAUGGAAGUUGCGGUUAUGGCGUUCGUUUUACACCAUUAGAGACUUUUGACCACAUUAAAUUCGAAGUACGAGGAAAUUCAAUUAAUUCAAAAAGAUACUUAGGUGCAUUUACUUUUGAAAUUGAUGUACAAAGUUCCACAAUAUCGGUUCAAAACACUAGUCUGGCUAAAUACAAAUCGAACCUUAAUGUAACAGUUUUUGAAUUACAACGAAAUGGUACAAUCAAAUGGCAGAUCGUUCAUCAAGAUCAAGUAAACAAGGAAUGUAAACUUGAUAUUGACUUACGUUACUCUAUGAAAGAAGAUCGUUUUGAUUCAAAUUUAAUCCUAUCACUUGGAGAAGUUGACAAGUUAGGUGUGAUUACCUUCGAAUUAUUAGGUAUUCGUAGCGAAGAACAAGAACGCAUCUUAAAAGAACGCAAAAUUACUUACAACGAAUGUCGACCAGAAAUUAUAAAAGGAAAAUACUUAGCUCCUGUUCCAGUUGAAUGUGCGAUUGCGCAUUCAAAUUUAAACAGAUAUGCGGUUAAUAUUUCUGCCAAUGAUGUCGAAAACAGAAUGGAAUUAGAUGUAACAAUUGAUACACCACGUUAUCAGGAAGUUUACACAGGAAUUCCACAAAACCGAAUGAGCGCAUGGAGUUUAGAUGAUAUUUCAUUGGCCAACAUUUUCUUCUCUGGUUCUAAAUUCGAUAUUCAACAUGUACUUUCAAGUGCAUUGGUACAUUGUGUUAUUUCUAAAGAACAUGUUUUAACGUUAAAUGGCAAUAUUCAAAAGUAUGAAUUGAAAAAUAAAUGGACUUCAUAUCUCAACACAAGUAUAAAUGAAGUUGUUCUUACUGUUUUCGUUUCAAAAGGCAGUGUUAAAGAACCACUGCAACUGGCAAUUAAAGUAAGAGUUGGUACCGAUCAAAUUAAAAUCAUUCCAAAAGGGCACGAAUUCGUAAUUAAAGUGAAUAAAAAAGUGGUUGUGCCAGUUGUCGGGAAAUACACAGAAGAACUUGUGUGGAGUUAUUUAAUGAUUGAAUCACAAAAAAUGAUCAUGUUCUCUAUUAGAAUGUUUGGUCUUCAUGUAAUCUACGAUGGUAAAACAAUACGCGCAAUGAUUUCAUCAGAUAAAGGAGCUGUUCUGGUAAAUAACGAUAAAAAGUAA
Chrysoperla carnea is the source of this 4130-nucleotide messenger RNA. RefSeq lists its product as uncharacterized. The record is from RefSeq and is a predicted model, not a curated record. Lineage: Eukaryota; Metazoa; Arthropoda; Insecta; Neuroptera; Chrysopidae. The coding region runs from base 108 to 4130 and encodes 1340 amino acids. The transcript has 6 exons. Gene Ontology annotation, molecular function: lipid carrier activity. Gene Ontology annotation, biological process: lipid transport.